This is a messenger RNA of Numida meleagris (helmeted guineafowl), 1598 nucleotides long. RefSeq names its product phospholipid phosphatase 1 (gene PLPP1). The record is from RefSeq and is a predicted model, not a curated record. Lineage: Eukaryota; Metazoa; Chordata; Aves; Galliformes; Numididae. Gene Ontology annotation, biological process: phospholipid dephosphorylation; phospholipid metabolic process; signal transduction. The transcript is spliced from 6 exons. The coding region runs from base 293 to 1147 and encodes 284 amino acids. Gene Ontology annotation, molecular function: phosphatidate phosphatase activity.
CCGGGCCGGCGCCUUGGCAGCAUCCGCCGGGUGGGGCGUCCCGGCGGCGCGCGGGGGCCGGGCGGUGCUCCUUCGCUCCCGCCUCCCCUCCCUCCGACCUCCCCCCCGCCGCCUCCCUUAAAGCGCGGUGGGCGCCGCAGUGGAGGUAGUAGCGCAGUGCGGGUGUAGGGCGGCGGGGGGCGGGCGCCAUCGGUUCGGGCGCGGCUGAGCUUCCUUGCCCGCCUCCGCUCCGCUCCCGCCCCUCGGGCCCGGGCUGUCACCGCGUGAGGAGGAGCCGCCGAGCGUCGCCAGCAUGUUUGACAGGACGCGGCUGCCCUUCGUGGCGCUGGACGUGAUCUGCGUGGUGCUGGCUGGCUUACCCCUUGGUGUUCUAAACUUGGCCAAAAUAAAACCGUAUCAGAGAGGCUUUUUCUGUAAUGAUGACAGCAUCAAGUAUCCGUUCCAUGACAGUACCAUCACAUCCACUGUCCUCUACACAGUGGGGUUCACCCUGCCCAUUUUAUCUAUAAUCUUAGGAGAGACUCUCUCUGUCUUUUAUAACCAUUUGCACUCAAACUCAUUUGUCAGAAAUAACUAUGUAGCCACUAUUUACAAAGCCAUUGGAACCUUCAUUUUUGGAGCAGCUGCUAGCCAGUCAUUGACGGACAUUGCCAAGUAUGCCAUAGGCAGACUGCGUCCUCACUUCCUUGCGGUGUGCCAGCCUGACUGGACACGAAUCAACUGCAGUCUGGGUUAUAUUGAGAACUUCCCUUGCCAAGGAGACAAAGCAAAAAUCAAUGAAGGAAGACUAUCAUUUUACUCUGGCCAUUCUUCGUUCUCCAUGUACUGCAUGCUCUUCCUAGCACUUUAUCUUCAGGCCAGAAUGAAAGGAGACUGGGCAAGACUUGUACGUCCUACCAUACAAUUUGGUCUGAUUGCUGCAUCCAUUUAUGUGGGUCUGUCCCGUGUUUCUGACUACAAACAUCACUGGAGUGAUGUUUUAACAGGGCUCAUCCAAGGAGCACUGGUAGCUAUACUCAUUGUUGUGUACGUGUCUGACUUCUUCAAAGUGAGAGGGUGUACAUUUCAACCAAAAGAAGAUUCCCAUACAACCCUGCAUGAGACACCAACAAAUGGAAAUCACUUCGGCAGCAAUCAUCAACCAUGAAGAAUGAUUCACUUCAACUGUCUUGGUCUCUGAAAGGAAAACAGUUUCACCAGUCUAAUUAUGUAAUAUAAGCAAAUGCCUUUAAAGGACUGCUGCUGCUGCUCUUGGAUGCUCACUUUACCUGUAUAUAAGUAACACUUACUACAGUUCUGUAUAUCUAAACUUUACAUUGUUGUUGGUUCAAGCUCUUGCUUUAAGAAAAAAAAAAACAAUACCAAAAGAUAGUCAAAUUGUAAAUUUUUAUUAUGAAUGUGGUAACUCUUAUUACAUACACUGCUGUUUGUACAUGCCUUGUUGAAAUUAUUGUGGUUUAAAUAUGAUUAAAACAAUGUCUUGACUCAAGAUGGCAUGUGAAACUGAUGAACUUUGUUACAGGUAAAGGCUUGCAGCAAACACAAUAUCUCUCUUGAUUUUUGUAAUACCUACAAAAAAAAAACAAAAACAAAAAGUA